CUUUCGUGUUAAUCUGUGUCAUGUUAUUGUGUUGUGGUCACCAUUAGUUAGGUAAAUAAAACUAAAGUUAAUUAAUAGUUAACGAUCUAACGCGAUAGUAACUAAUGUAGAGGUUAAAAUCGUAAAGUUCUUUGUGAGUUGUGAUUCUUUUUUACUACAAAUUAGUUUUUAUUAUCUGGCCUACUUAACCAUGAAGGAAAUGAUGUAUCACGCGGCUGUGCUGUUCGUGUUGGCUGUCGUUGGUGUGAAUUGCGAGGGUAACUCUACCGCAUCGACGAACGUAACAAAUGUAAAUUGGAAGGAAUCGAAUAUUUGCAGACAUUGUAUCUGCAAGGAUGAAAAGAUUAAUUGCUUUGACCAGAGCAUUAGUACGUUCUUCACAGAGGAAGAAUGGGCCGAUGUCGCCGAAUUCAAGCCAAAAGCAAUUGACUUCAGUGAAAACCUUAUCAGAAAUGUAACAGCGUUUUCCACACUGCCAGUUCAAGUACUGAAUCUGUCGAGAUGCGCUAUAGAGAUUAUUGAGAACGCCAGCUUUAAGGAUCUGCAGUCUAUGAACACUUUAGAUCUAAGUCAUAACAAACUCACUUCUGCGAAAUUGAGUCCACAUGCUUUUGAGGGCCGAUUCUCACCUGAAGAGUACGAACCUCUAGCCGCUAUGAGGACCCUAAGCCUGGCCUACAACGACCUGCACUCCUUAAACCAGGACCUGUUCGAGCAUCUUCCAGAACUGACAGAGUUGGACCUCAGUGGAAACCCAUUGACAACUAUAGACCAUGUUACUGUCAUUGCGAUAUCGAGUCUGCCGAUGCUGAAGGUUCUUCGUUUGAGGUCUUGUCAACUAACGGAAAUACCAGAGAAGUUUCUCCACACGCCCAGAUAUUUGGAGCGACUGGACAUCAGCGACAACAAGCUGAUUGCUGUGCCUGAUGAACUGCAGGAAACCAAGACCCUCAUAUACCUGAACCUCAACCAGAAUCCCAUUGUUGAGUUGGACUCAUCAAGCGAGGAUAGGCCUGGCUUCCCACGUCUGCGAAAACUCCAAGAGCUUCAUAUGUGUAAUAUGAACUCCUUGAACCGUAUUGGUGCUGGUGCGCUGGCAGGCUUGGAAAACCUGGAGAGACUGCAUAUGAGCUUCAAUCCAAAGCUUGGUUAUAUUGAUCCAAAAGCACUAGCUAGACCCGAUGAUAUUGGCGAGACGUAUGACUGGCCGCUGAUAAAAGAGCUAUACCUUCAAUCAAACAAUCUCACUGAAAUUGACUCCAGACUCCUGUCACGUUGGGACCUUCUCCAGAAACUCGACGUAACUAACAAUCCUUUCCUCUGUGACUGUUCCACUCAAUGGAUGGUUGAUAUGCUGGUACCCAUAGCGGAGAAGAGGCUUGUCAACUCCACAGAGAAGAUGGUCUGCCAAGAGCCGCCAGAGAUGAAGGGGUACACGAUGAAGCAUCUUCACGACAUCCACCGCACCAUGCGCUGCGUCGACAAGUACGGCAACAGACCUGAACGUGACGGCUCUAUAUUGCUGGGGACCCUGAUAGGUGUCCUGUUAGCCGUGCCAAUAGUAUUUUGCCUAAUGCUUCUCUGGAGACACGGAUACUUCGCACGCUGUGGCCUCCGUGGACCUGUUGACGUUUCGAGAGCGUUCUACAAACGCGCUCCGGCUGACGAUGGCUUUAUAUAAGCUUAUUGUAUUACAGUGCGACGUACCAUCUGUACGUCUAUUCGCCGUACGAUAUGAUUGGAAUUUUAAUAUGGUGGGCUAGGCUUUAGGUUAUAUUUGUUAUGAUUUAAAGUGAUAACCCUCACUUCUGGGAUUAAUACACAAAUAAAUUUGAAAACAAAAUUUUAUGAGCGAUACGGGACUCGAACCCGCGACCUCUCGCAUUCUGUGCGAGCGCCUUUUCCAACUGAGCCAACCGUUCGAGUGACGUUCGUUGAUUAAAUCUUGUAUGCUUUAUUCAACUCUCAGGUUGUGGUUUCACCUACAGGAUCUAAUUUACAGUUGAUACCUACCCCAAUAUUUGCAUAUUAGGAACUAGACUUGAGAUGACGCUCUUGCAAAUCUAAACAAUUUGGUAUGAUUUGACCUGCGAGUUGAACAAAGCACACAAGAUUUUACCAACGAUGCGUCACUCGAAAGGUUGGCUCAGUUGGAAAGAGCGCUCGCGCGGAACGCGAGAGGUCGCGGGUUCGAGACCCGCAUCGUUCAUAAAACGUUGUUUUCAAAUUUUAUUUUUGUAGGUACUUGUUGCGUUAAGACUCAGAUCUUAUUGACAUACUAAUAACGUGAGCUAUUCUUAAAAAAUAUAACAUUGAAAUCGUUAAAAGUUUUUUAUAAUGAGUGUGUGUUUGUUUAUAAGUUACAAAAUCCGUUUAUUGUUUCAGUUUAAAAUUGCUUUUGUUUUGUGAGAGAUUUAAAUACCUCACUACACGCGACGCGACUUACGAACGGUUUUACAGCUAUGUCGUAGCGACUUUUUAGCAGUGACGAUUUCGUAGCUGAAUGAAACAACAGAUAUGAACUUGUUGACUUUCGUUCGUCACUCGCAAAUAGAGACCGCGACUUCAGUGACGAAAGAUCGUCUGCAGUAUGUCGUGUAAAAAUCGUGACCGUGUGUUGUAAGUCGUGUCGUGUGUUGUAAAUCGCCGAAUCGUGUCGUGCGAUGUCUCGUGAGCGACCGACCUAAGGACACUUAUCAUCAUGUUAAUUAAGAAUAUGAAAGCUUAAAAAUUUUAAAUAAUAAAAAGUCUUUAAAGAUAACUUUUUUAAUUCAAAAUAUGGUAAGCCGUAUAUGUAUAUAAGAUAAAUAUAAGCAUAGUAUUUAAUUAACAUUUUCAAUUAAUAUAAUUAUUAAAAGGCUUUAAACGCAGGCACGUGAAACAUGGAGAUUAAAAUAAUUGUUAAUCUAUAUUUUCAAUAUAGUAUUUACACAUGUCAUAAUUCUUUUAAAUAUUAUCUUAUUUAAUUUAUAUUAUUUGGAACUAUUAAAUAGCUGCAAUAUAUAUUUUUUCUAGAUAAUUAUUGUUAGUUAUUCCAAACCGAAUUAAUUAUAUAACGUGUAUACAGCGUGACGCAACAAUGGCAUAAAAUAAAUCUACAAAUCAAAGUAAAAUAUUUUGAAUAUUUUCUUAAAUAAAUUAUAAUAUAUUUACAAAUCAAAAUUUUAUUCACUCUUAACGUGGGCGCUACGCAUCUACGAAGUACUACUACUUACUUUGGAAUGGCUACGAUGUAGCGUGGGAGAAGUACUGUGUGAGUGCCUACGAUAGAGUACAGUAGCUCAGCGGUCUCCUUGAAAUCUAUACCUACGUGUGGGCGGAGCGCUAGGGUUGGUACAUACAGAAAGAUUGACGACGCGGACAGCGUGUCGCAGCUAAUUUAACUCGGCAAUGGGCGGCGAUGCAUUCAAUAGUUUUGUCCCAAGAUUGCUUAGCGGCAGUAUAAAUCGUGUGUAUGUGUGAGUGCGUCCAUUCGGGUGCUCUAGUAUCAAGUUAAAGGAGUGUUCUAUUACUGUAUUGUGGCUAGAUAACGGCUAUUAGAUUAGUUAAAGGUUGUUCCGAAAUUAUAUUAUGUUUUUUUUUCUAUUUAAUUAAAUUAUAUUUUUUUUUAUUACUGUGAAGUAGCUAUAUCCGUGCGUUCAUUUAAUAUCGCAUCGUAGAUUCACGCUGUAUAACAGGAAUUUUAUUUAGAUAAAUAAGAGAUAAGAAUGGUACGAUUUCUUUGUAUGGUUUUUAUAUUUUAAGAUUAUUUUAAUAAAAUAAAUCAGAGAUC
Molecule: messenger RNA, 3772 nt
Organism: Leptidea sinapis
Lineage: Eukaryota; Metazoa; Arthropoda; Insecta; Lepidoptera; Pieridae
Product: leucine-rich repeat neuronal protein 3-like
Exons: 10
Coding region: 191-1681 (496 amino acids)
Cellular component (GO): plasma membrane
Molecular function (GO): protein binding
Source: RefSeq, a predicted model, not a curated record